AUGAAGCUCUUGUAUACUGCACUUUUCCUUGGCCUUCUGCCGCAGGUUAUCGCCAACUCCAUUUUGGUCACUUAUCCCAAGAAUACUCCGGACUCAGUCAUCGAAGAGGCGAAGGAGUCUAUCAGAAAGGCUGGCGGAGUAAUCACCCAUGAAUACUCUUUGGUUAUCAAGGGAUUCUCUGCAAACGCUCCAGACGCGGCAAUCCAGCAGAUUUCGACACAGUCAGGGAUGUACAAACCUAUCAUUGAGCAGGACUUGCCCGUCUCUAUUUCAUAA
Messenger RNA from Aspergillus ochraceoroseus IBT 24754, 276 nucleotides. RefSeq lists its product as uncharacterized. Gene Ontology annotation, molecular function: endopeptidase inhibitor activity. The record is from RefSeq and is a predicted model, not a curated record. Bases 1 to 276 code for a protein of 91 amino acids. Gene Ontology annotation, biological process: vacuole fusion, non-autophagic. The transcript is spliced from 4 exons. NCBI's taxonomy places the organism in Eukaryota, Fungi, Ascomycota, Eurotiomycetes, Eurotiales, Aspergillaceae.